UGCUAUAUUUUAGAAUAUAUAUUAGAUAUAUAUUUCCAUUGCUCUUACAAAGUAAUCAACACCAAAAAUUCAAAGGAGGAAAGUUCUUUCCCCAGAGGGUUCAGUCCAUGGUACACCGGCUCUAAGGCAGGAGCAUCAUGGUGGAAGGACCUGGCAGAACAAGGCUGCUCAGUUCGUGACAGCCAAAGCAGAGCAGGGGAACAGUGCCGGAGAGAAAGGGUUAGGGACCAGUACCCAAGUCCUCCAUGACUCACCAGACACCCACAAAUGUGCUUUACCACUAUCCCAGGCAGCUGCCGAUCAAUUAAGUUGACAAUCCUCCCACUGUACAUUAAUAUUAAAUCUUAUCAGUGGGGUCAGUUCUCAUUCUGAACACAUGGAGAUAAGUGUCCACCCUGGGAAGCUUUCCUGAGUGUUGGAUGUGCUUGCCAUGCACCCUAGGCUCCUGCUUUCUCUUGCUGCCCAUGUGCAACAGGUCACCUUUCAUGUGUGAGUGUUCUGCCUCCCAGACUCACAGAUGCUACCAGUGCAUGAGGAAGCUCCUCCACAGUUGUCUUAUAAAAGCUCUCAGUUUUAGCUUUUACUGGCAGGUCUUUUAUCCAUUUUACAGUGUUUUUUGUAUAUUCUAUAAUGCAUGCAAAUAUCCAGUUUUGGCAAAACUUAUUGAAAAGGCUUAUUUCUGCAUUGAAUGGUACUGGCAUCCUUGUUGAAUUCAUUUCACCACAUAAAUGAAGGUUUAUUUUGGGCUACUCAUCUGUUCUUUGUUGGUCUAUAGCAUUUCUUCUUAUAGCACUACACUGCUUUUCUGUUUUGUUCCUAGAUGGGGUGUGUAGCCCAGGCUGGCCUUGAGCUCAUGGCUACCCUCCUGCCUCAGCCCCUGGAGUGUGGGAAGUACAGGACUGUGCUGCCAUGCCCAGCUCAGCACUGCAGUGCCUUGAUAACUGUUCAAGAUGGUGACACAGAGAACUUUUAUGCUCAUAGCACCUUGAAUUCUACUGACCGUAAGUACAACGCUGAAGCUCAUCGAUUAGCUACAAUUGCUGAAGUGAAUCUCCCUCCUCCCUUGGAAGGAUUGGCAAAAUGGAUCCAUACCAAAACAGGACAUGCAGGAACUCACGCUAUGUACAGGUGGGCACAAGACCGAGGACUAUCCACACCUUUGUCUGAAUUAAAGCAAGUAGUAGAGCAAUGUCCUACAUGUCAAUUGGACAGAAAGCGAGCGCUCCCUCGUAUAAUAACUGGAGAAUUGCAUAGAGGACAAGCUCCUGCACAAAUUUGGCAAAUUGAUUAUAUAGGUCCUCUUCCACAAUCAAGGGGAUGUCAAUAUAUUUGCACUUGUGUGGAUACUUAUUCGGGAGUGCUAGUCGCCUGUGCAUACCGUAGAGCUGUGCAAAAGAAUACUAUUAAAACUUUAGAGAUAAUUGCAUUGUAUUAUGGAAUGCCAAUGCAAAUUCAAAGUGAUAAUGGAUCCCAUUUUAAAGGAAAAGAAAUACAAGAUUAUGCUGAACAAAACAAUAUUGAAUGGAUCUAUCAUAUUCCUUAUUAUCCACAAGCUUCAGGCUUAAUAGAAAGAAUGAAUGGUUUGCUGAAAGAAAAACUUAGAAAACUAGGUAAUAAUUCUUAUAAUAAUUGGAAAGAUAAUUUAUUUGAAGCCUUGCAACAAUUAAAUAACUGGCCCAUAGGACCGGGACUAACUCCACUUAUGAGAAUGAUGACACCUAACUUACAGAUAAGAAAGAUCUAUACUUUUCAAGAAGUACAAUGGUGGAAAAUAGAUGAGAAGGCAAUUAUGCCUUUUAGAGCCACCAUUGGAUCUUCUGGUCAUGAUUUACAUGCUUUAGAAGAAAUAUGGAUAGAUCCUCAAAAUAUAUUAAAAUGUAGGACGGGGAUAGGGAUCAAAAUCCCACAAGGAUAUUAUGGACAAAUUGCUCCCCGUUCUAGUCUGGCUGAAAAAGGAAUUCAAAUUUUAGCUGGAAUAAUUGAUUCCGAUUAUAGGGGAGAAAUUAAGAUAAUUCUUUCUAAUAUAGGAAAAGAAACUUUACAUUUUGUUCCUGGAACUCGAAUUGCUCAAUUACUGAUCAUUCCUUGUGCAACAGCUAAGGAAUGGACUUUGUUAGAUAAGCCUCCUCCAGUAACUAGCAGGUUAGGAGGUUUUGGAUCAACUAAUUUGAUCCCUGGAGCUAAAGUUUGGCUCAAGAGACAUGAUGGAGAUAAACCACAGCCUGCAGAAGUCAUUGCUCAAGGAGAUAAUAAUGCAGUUAUUAUUAUGCUUCCAGGUCAAGAACACUACUUAACUGUCCCCACUAAUCAACUUUUUUAAAGAAAUUAGCUUUUCAGAUUGCUUUGCUUCUCAGGACUGAUGAUUACUGUGCUUACCUGGACUCCAGGACUUCAAUUUCAACCGAA
Molecule: messenger RNA, 2406 nt
Organism: Fukomys damarensis (Damara mole-rat)
Lineage: Eukaryota; Metazoa; Chordata; Mammalia; Rodentia; Bathyergidae
Product: multidrug and toxin extrusion protein 2-like
Exons: 2
Coding region: 821-2320 (499 amino acids)
Biological process (GO): dUTP catabolic process; transmembrane transport; dUMP biosynthetic process
Cellular component (GO): membrane
Molecular function (GO): dUTP diphosphatase activity; xenobiotic transmembrane transporter activity; RNA stem-loop binding
Source: RefSeq, a predicted model, not a curated record